AUGUCGUCUGCGCAAGAGACUAUUGGUGUUGCGAUGGGUGCUUUCGACAACCCCGCCGACGACUCUGCCAAUGAAGAAUUAUCAGACGAACUACCUUUCUUCGAAGUCGGACUUUUUCCUGGGGGCGAUGAAGGCAGCUCGUUUCGAACACAAAAUGACCCUGCAGCUCCUCUCCAGCGCAGUAAUUAUAUUGAACGUCAUGGGGCUGUGGACAUUCGAUGCUCCUGUCUUGAUGUGAUACACGGGUUCUUCUCAGCGGAAAGCGAGACAUUCUCGACACUCAUAAUUUUGCAAUUCCGAUUCGAUUCCCGCAGGAAGGCCAGGCGAUUUCAAGCUGUCAGUAUCUCGCUCGAAUUUGGGAGCAUGAAGCCAGGUGAGACAGGCCCUGAAGUGUUCUCAAUAUCGCCAGAUGGAGUUCUAUCUUUGGUACCCACUUCUCAGCAUGAAGAGGUGUCACGCGAAGCCGGUCUGGACGUUGGGGGUGGAUUUUUGGGCGCGACCGCAAUAGCUAAAGUUGGUUGGACGAAGACUGUCAGUCGAGACACGAAUGAUCAGACGACAGUCACCGGAUCAAUCGAUUUGAAAGGCCGGAACUGGGGAAAGCCAAACUGUGCUUCGUGGACUCUACAGGAGAACGCCACCACAAAGACUGGAGUUCCCACAAGCAUGCGGACUGCAAUUCUUCUAAAGAGGAAGGAUGAGAAUCCCUUCCAGUGCAUUGUCAAGAUCAAUGCCACAGUUGACGUCAAGAGUGCCAUGGAGCGUGUCUUUGGAGGAAAGCCGAAAGACGACCCGGUUCUUUUUGAUCCCAGUCUGGAGCCGACCAAUAAUUUGCAAAAGUACGAUAUCGAAGAAUUGGGGGCCAUAAAUUUGGAGGGCCUCUGUGAGGUGACACAUGCUAGGGCACGAUGA
Molecule: messenger RNA, 912 nt
Organism: Cadophora gregata
Lineage: Eukaryota; Fungi; Ascomycota; Leotiomycetes; Helotiales; Ploettnerulaceae
Exons: 1
Coding region: 1-912 (303 amino acids)
Source: RefSeq, a predicted model, not a curated record